This is a messenger RNA of Caenorhabditis angaria, 1332 nucleotides long. The record is from the annotation of a GenBank genome assembly. NCBI's taxonomy places the organism in Eukaryota, Metazoa, Nematoda, Chromadorea, Rhabditida, Rhabditidae.
AUGACUUUUCUCAUUUUUCUCUUCUUGGUUUACUGUGGCGGAAUUCAAGCGUUGAGGUGAGUUGUUGGCAAAAAUUUUUCUGAAUUUUGAAAGUUUAAAGUGGCUGAUUUGAUUUUUUUCGAGAGGAGACAAGAUGGAUUUUGAACUCUUCUGGAGCUUUUUGGAAUUUUCCGAAGCCUCCUGGAGCCUUCUGAAACCUUCUGAAAUUCAUUAGAGGCUUCUGAAGCUCCCUGAAGCGUUCUGAAGUCUUCUGAAACCUCUAAGAUUCCUAGGCUAAAUCUAGGGUUACUGUAGUCAAAUAAAGAUCCCAAUCUAAGCCUAAAGCCUAAACUCAGGCUUAAGCCUAAUUUGGAAGUUCAAAUCUACAUUUUUGAAAUGAUCCUGAUCUUGAGCAUAGAUCUUUUAAGAUUCGGGGAUUCUUAGCCUAAAAAUCAACUCAAUUUUCAAGUUCAAAUCCAAAUAUUUUCAGCUCAAGAAUCGAAAACCUUGAAAAAUUAAAAUUUCUAGUGACGUCACAAGAAAAUCCAAAAAACAUUUUCUAAUUAGUUUCAUUUUUCUAAAUUUAACAUGAGUAAUCUGAAUUGUUUUUCGACAUUUUUCUUUUUUUGAGGCUAAGAAGCCUUAAGGCCUUCUGGAGCCUUCUGGAGCCUUCUGGAGCAUUCUGAAACUUUCUGAAGCCUUCUGAAGCCUUUUAGAGCCUACUGAAACUUUCUGAAGCCUUCUGAAGUCUUCUGAAGCCUUCUGAAGUCUUUUAGAGCCUUCUGAAGCUCCUGGAGCCUUCUCUGAAGCUUCUGAAACCUUCCGAGGCUUCCCUUAACUUUUUAAGGGCAUUUUAAAACCUUCUGAAACAUUCUGGAGCCCUUUAAAGCCUUCUAAAGCCUUCUGAAUCCCACAAAUAAUUUUUUCAGCAAAAAGUUCGAUCCGGAAGUCAGCUCAUAUUGGGGACCAGAAAAUGCGAAGCGAUUCGACCCCUACGCAAAACGCUUCGAUCCAUAUACCAAAAAAUUCGACCCACUCUCAAAAAAAUUCGAUCCAAUGUUCAACAAACGUUUCGACCCCUACACCAAGAAAUUCGACCCCACCUUCGACAAAAAAUUCGAUCCAAUGUUCGACAAACGCUUUGAUCCCCUGUCGAAACGUUUCGAUCCAUUCAGCAAGCGAUUCGACCCGUUCUCAUCGCUCAACCCAUUCACAAAACGUUUCGAAAUGUUGGAGAAACGUCAGGAUUCUGGAGCACCGUAUGUUCGCAAAUUUUGGAUUCAUCAUUUGGAUCAAUCGAAGCGCAAUAUUAUUGAUCCACAAGCUUUUCAGAUUGGGUUUGGAAGAAAAUAA